CCCCCCCCCAAGGGCCCUUCCGGCCCCGCGGCCCCUCGGAUCAAACAUUAACCGGGGCCGGGGCCGGGGGACGCGGCGCGGGGACGGCCACAGCCCCGGGGCCACCAGGGACCCCCGUGCCAUGAGCAGCCGGCGAUGGGGGCGGCGGGGCUGUGCGCGCUGCUGCUGCUGCUGUUGGGGGUCCCGGGGCGCCCCCAGCCCCCCCCCGAGGGCCCCCCCUCGCUCUGUGACCCCCGAGUGAUCGAACGCUUCAUCCUGGAGGCCCGCGACGCCGAGCGGGGGGCGGCCGGGUGUGGCCCCCACUGUGACCUCCCCGAGCCCGUGGCUGUCCCCGACCCCGGCGUCAACUUCAACCUCUGGCGGAGCCUGGACGCGGGGUCCCGCGCGCAGGAGGUGGCCGGGGGCCAGGCGGCGCUGGCGGCCGCGGUGCUGCGGGCGCGGGAGCUGCUCCGGGACCCCCGAGUGCGCCCCAGCCUGGACCGCGCCUACGGAGCCGCGCGGAGCCUGGCGCGGCUGCUGCGGGGGCUGCCCGCGCCG
Vidua chalybeata is the source of this 537-nucleotide messenger RNA. RefSeq names its product erythropoietin (gene EPO). Gene Ontology annotation, molecular function: erythropoietin receptor binding; hormone activity; cytokine activity. The record is from RefSeq and is a predicted model, not a curated record. The annotation marks the transcript as partial. Lineage: Eukaryota; Metazoa; Chordata; Aves; Passeriformes; Viduidae. Gene Ontology annotation, cellular component: extracellular region. The transcript is spliced from 4 exons.